AUGUCCGAGGCUCAAGCAUCAGUUGUUCUACGCCUACUAGGCCCUCGGGUGGAUGACACUCCCUUGACUCGGACUUUCACACUUUCUAGCUCCAACCCUUCCAUCGAAAUCGGCCGCUCCUCCAAACGUGAGGGUAAGCGACGGACACCGGCCCCGGACAAUGGAUGGUUCGACUCGAGGGUGAUGUCUCGUGAUCAUGCGGAGGUCGCCUUGGACAGUGUCGUAGAGAAGUCGAUUGUUCUCCGUGAUUGUGGCUCUACCCACGGGACCUGGUUGAAUGGUUUCAGAUUGUCCUCCGAAAGAGAUAGCCCUUUGCUGAGUGGGGACGUUUUACGAUUUGGAACUGAUGUAGACCGGGGUGAUGAACAUUUUCCGGCCUUGAGUGUCUGCUUCGACGUGACCUGGUCUCUGUCUUCAAAUGAUUCUGACAGUGACCAGCUGGAGACAGAAGAAGUGAAGGAAGAUGAGAUUCUGGAGUUCCAACACAUCAAGCCGGAGCCGCCGGUACUGUCGAUGUCUGCUCCUCCAUCCGCCAACACUUUCUGUGUUCCGGAGGCGGAGGAUGAGGAUGACGACGACGACGAAGAAGAAGACGAUGAUGAUGACGAUGAUGAAGAACAAGGGAAUGAAAAUGGUGAACGAGAGGACGGCAACAUUGGAGGAACCUCCUGCUUCGUUGUGAGAGACAAUGACAAAUUCGCGCUUUCAAACAUUCGCAAUCUGGAGGGUUCCCAAACUCUGCACAUGGAUGGCAAUGCUCCGAGAUCCGAGUCACUGGACCCAACCCCCCAGGAAGAACGCCCAAUGAAAGUGUUCGUCGAGGAGCUUUUCGGAGGACAAGGAGCACGGCCAAACGACAAGGAAAGCUUGGAGGCUCAACCAGGCACCGCUUGUCCCCGCGAGCUCACCGAAGACCGAGUCGGAAAAAAUGGUCUUCAAAUUGACGAGUCGUGCUUGAUCGAUUACUCGGAAGACGAACAUGACGAAUUCGCUCCCGACUUCACGGAUGGAGAUUCAGUGCGUUCGUACACCCGAUCCGGCUCGAUGUGUCCGGGAAGUAGAUCAGAUUACGACUACAACUACAGAGCGCCCUCGCCGAUCAAAUUCGCGCAACGUGAGGAUGUCGGCUCGCACUCGAACUCCAAGAGAAAAAAGUCGCACUUGCUCGAUUACUCGGCAGAUGAAUUUUCAUCUGACGAGGAUUCAGUUGUAGAUUCCGACGACCAAUCUUCAGUGGAUCAAGGGGAUGAGGGUCCGGACUGCAUUGACCCAACUGUUUUGACUCGGGAUGCAAGCACAGCCCCCCACGCCCCUGAUCAAGUCCCUCACAUUUCCUCUUCCGGCGGCCUGGUUGUGUCGCCAUGCAUCGAGCCCUAUCGCACCGGUCAGGUGAAGCCGCCAUGGACAGAUGUAUUGCCGCCACCUGUGACGUUUCCCCUAACUCCCGUGACCCCCAAGCUCAACAUCAAACGGGAAGAUGAUGAUGAACCGAAACAUCUUGAAAGUCUUCGCAUACAUGAUUUACAGACUGCGUACCGGGAUGGACCCUUCGCCAGGGUGCACCAAGCACCGAUGAAGAAAGCUUCCGCAGAUGAGACUGCCAUUGCUGAAUGCUUUUGCUCGCGUUCUCAGAAACGCAAGGCCUCCGAGAUGGCAGUGGCGGACGAUCAAGAUGUUAAUACAAUGAUGUCGUCAGUCGGGCAGCAGGACUUGGAUCUACGCUCUCGGUCCUUGGCGGCCGAAGCGAUUAGCUCUGCUCUAUCGGAGGGCAGUGCAAGCCCGCCUCCCUCGAAACGGGCCAAAGCUCACCAUGACUCAUCAUCACACCAUAUUGGUGCCUAUGCUGCGACUGCUGUCAUUAGUGCCAUGCUCGGUGGGCUGGGCACCAUCGCCCUCCUCGCUUCGCUGCCUGCGGAGUACUUCCAGUAG
Penicillium oxalicum is the source of this 1929-nucleotide messenger RNA. Its product is annotated as FHA domain protein. Gene Ontology annotation, cellular component: cytoplasm. The record is from RefSeq and is a predicted model, not a curated record. The transcript has 4 exons. Gene Ontology annotation, molecular function: protein binding. Lineage: Eukaryota; Fungi; Ascomycota; Eurotiomycetes; Eurotiales; Aspergillaceae. Bases 1 to 1929 code for a protein of 642 amino acids.